CACCAACAGCGCCUCCGCACGCCGGCGCGAAUCAAGCAACUCUUUGGCGUUGUGUUUCCUUCGUCCCGCACCGCAAGGGGUUUGGUGCGGAGAAGUUGACGCGGGGCCUUGAAAGUAUAGCGGCCCGCGAUGUCGUCUGAUCAUUAAUUUCGAUCAAGUCCAGUCGGUCGCUCUCCUCUUGAAUUGAGGUUACAGCACAUUGAUUGCCACUCAUCAUCGUUCCUGGUUCCAGUAGCAUGCGGUCAGGUUUUCUCUGCAGGAAAGCCGUGACUUCUUUCUGUCGGCGUAUUAGUGGCGCUUUUAGUCUGCGGCAAUGAACCAGGACCACCCAAGUCCUGCAGUUGUUCACACGUUUAAAUAAGAACAGGUGCUGUUCGGGCAUUGAGGAAACAGAAAUCAUCCUUCAAGGUAUUCUAUUCCACGGCUUCUCGCCGCGGCAGCAACCAUGUUGAUCGUGACAGCUCACCACGACUACACCACGUCGGAGGCUGGCAACCCCUUCGUGGACGGAUGGUACGCUGAUCCAGACUGUCAAUUCUACCGAGGUGAAUACUGGGUCUAUCCGACUUCGUCCUACCCGUACGAACAGCAGACGUACCUCGAUGCCUUCUCGAGCCCAGACCUGGUCAACUGGACAAAGCAUCCCAGAAUCCUCACCAAUGAAAACGUCACAUGGGCGCACAAGGCCAUGUGGGCCCCGUCCCCCAUCUCGCGCAACGGCAAGUAUUAUCUGUACUUUGGCGCCAACGACAUCCAGACCAACGAUGAGCUCGGCGGCAUUGGCGUUGGCGUUGCGGACCGCCCAGGGGGCCCGUAUGUUGACGCUCUGGGCAGGCCCCUGAUUGACAAGUUCCACAAUGGGGCCCAGCCCAUUGACCAGAACGUUUUUAUUGAUGACGAUGGACAAGCCUAUAUAUAUUAUGGAGGCUGGAGUCACUGCAAUGUCGCCAAACUAAAUGAAGACAUGAUAUCACUGGGGACGUUUGAUGACGGAACCACAUACAAGGAGAUCACUCCGGAUCAGUAUGUCGAGGGAGCGCUCAUGAUGAAACGAAAUGGGAGAUAUUACUUCUUUUGGUCAGAAGGAGGCUGGACCGGGCCUGAUUAUGCGGUCAGCUACGCUAUUGCUGAUAGUCCACUGGGUCCUUUCAACCGCAUCGCCCGGAUCUUGCAGCAGGACCCGGCAGUAGCCACCGGAUCAGGACACAACGGUGUGCUAAAGGUUCCAGGAACUGAUAUACACUAUAUUGUAUAUCACCGACACCCCUUGGGCGACCAAGACGGAAACCACAGGCAGCUGGCAUAUGAUCGGAUUUACUUCAACCCUGACGGCACAAUCCAACCCAUCACAAUGCUCGUCAAAGACAACUUUGCCGAUGGGAACAUGAUCGGCUGGCAGACAUAUGGUGGUAACUGGAGCGUCCACGAUGGCCACCUUUUUUCUGGGGAUGGAGGCAAGGGGGAUAAAGCUGCGCUCAAUGUCAACUUUGGCGACCAGGUGCUAAACGCUGACAUCACCCUGAUAUCCGGCGAAAAGGACGCCGGCCUCAUCUUCCGCGCGUCGCAGCUCGGCCAAGGCGAGGAUCUUUACAGCGGAUAUUACGCCGGGAUCAGUGCAUCUGGCUACAUUGUUCUAGGCCGUGCAGUCGUGGAAAAUGGAACGGGUACCUGGCACGAGCUGCAUCGAGUCAAAGGAGUGGCCAUCGAGACGAGCAAACGGUAUCAUCUUCGCAUCCGGGCGGUCGGGAACAAGAUUGACGUGCUGUUGGGUGAUAUGGGAACCCCAAAGAUUACGUUUGAAGAUGGCGAACGUAUCGGACAGUGGGACGCGCCCGCAAGCGGGACGGUGGGUGUCAGAGUGCAUACAGCGGUUGCGCAGUUUGACAAUAUCUCUGUGGCGAAGGCGUGAUGAUUGAUAAUUAUGUGAAAAGAUUUAGCUACCGAAAUUUAUUUGCCAUGAUUCUGUCGCAGCCUUUGAACCAUUUGACAGGUAGUCUGGAGCAAUGAGACUGGCACCAAGGCUGUAAUCUUCAAAUCCACCCAUGGCGCGAGAAUUAGGAUUCGAUGGAUACACAGAUCUAUACAUGAGUACUUGCCUGAAACG
This is a messenger RNA of Pyricularia oryzae 70-15, 2104 nucleotides long. RefSeq names its product endo-1,4-beta-xylanase D. Gene Ontology annotation, molecular function: hydrolase activity, hydrolyzing O-glycosyl compounds. Gene Ontology annotation, biological process: carbohydrate metabolic process. The record is from RefSeq and is a predicted model, not a curated record. The transcript is spliced from 3 exons. Lineage: Eukaryota; Fungi; Ascomycota; Sordariomycetes; Magnaporthales; Pyriculariaceae. The coding region runs from base 446 to 1909 and encodes 487 amino acids.